Messenger RNA from Penicillium verhagenii, 1293 nucleotides. Its product is annotated as putative oxalate/formate antiporter. NCBI's taxonomy places the organism in Eukaryota, Fungi, Ascomycota, Eurotiomycetes, Eurotiales, Aspergillaceae. Bases 1 to 1293 code for a protein of 430 amino acids. The record is from RefSeq and is a predicted model, not a curated record. The transcript is spliced from 3 exons. Gene Ontology annotation, cellular component: fungal-type vacuole membrane. Gene Ontology annotation, biological process: transmembrane transport. Gene Ontology annotation, molecular function: transmembrane transporter activity.
AUGCCACAUGCCGGAGGAGACGACUCAAAAGAGCACAAAUAUGAUGUUGAAUUCUCCGCGCAGCCAUCACCUCCCACCGAGGACACGGGAUAUCCCGAGGGAGGAUGGAAAGCUUGGUCUGUUGUACUCGGGGCUUGGUGCGCCAUGAUCCCCGCAAUGGGUUUAUUGAAUACCCUCGGUGUUUUACAUGCCUGGGUCCAAUUGCAUCAACUAAAGGACUACUCUGCAUCGAGCAUUGGGUGGAUUUUUGGAGCCUAUGGCUUCUUUCUCUGUGCCGGGGGUGCCCAAGCUGGUCCUAUUCUCGAUGCUUAUGGUCCGUGCUAUGUCGUUGUACCGGGCUCUGUGGGCAUCGUUGCAUCCAUGAUAUGCUUGAGCUUCAGUGAGGAAUACUACCAGAUCUUUUUGUCGUUUAGUGUGCUAGGUGGACUAUCUGCCUGCACACUAUUUACGCCCUCAAUCUCAGCAGUCGGACACUGGUUCAACGUCCGUCGAGGCUUCGCUACUGGCAUUGCAUGCACCGCGGGCGGAAUCGGAGGCGUGAUCUUCUCUCUAAUCAUUCUCUUCGCCGCGCCUAAGAUCGGCUUCGCGUGGGCUAUCCGCAUCAUCGCACUCAUUUCAGCAGUAAUGUGUACGGCCGCCUGUCUUCUGCUCAAAACCAGAUUACCCGGUAAUCUAAAGGCGGGCGCAUCCAUCGAUUUCAGGGCUCUCAUGCAUCCCGCAUAUGCAUCUACGACUGUCGCGGUUUUCUUGGUUGAGUUUGCGGUGUUUAUACCAUACACUUACAUUGCGUCUUAUGCUGUGGAUGUCGGUGUUGGGAAUCAAAUGUCGUACCUAAUGAUUGUUUUCUUGAAUGUCGGUGCUAUUCCCGGUCGCUUCUUGCCCGGGAUUAUUGCGGACAAAAUCGGCCGGUUUAAUGUGAUGGCUUUGACUUCCAUUAUAUGUGCGAUCUUGACAUUGACACUAUGGCUGAAGGCAAGUGAUAAUCUGGCUGCGAUCAUUUGCUAUACUGUUUUCUUUGGAUUCUGGAGUGGGGCUGCCAUCAGCUUGACGCCGGUGUGCAUUUCUCAGGUCUGUGCCACUGAGGAUAUUGGUAAAAGAAUGGGAACUACUUUCACGAUCAGUAGCAUUGGCACUCUUACUGGUAUUCCCAUUGCAGGCGUGAUCCAACAACGGGAUGGAGGCGAGUAUGGAGGGUUGAUCAUCUUCGGCGGAGUGCUUUAUCUUGCCGCAGCUAUCGCUUUCGUGUUGGCAAGGGGCGUGUGUCGAGGAUGGUCUCUGAAGACAAAGUUCUAA